AUGAGGUUUGGCCCCGAAAUUUGGAGUCAUUCCCUAGCUGUGACGGCAGCAAUAAUGCUGACUUCGGGCAUCUGGCUCACGGUCAGUUAUCUUCCAAUCAUCUUCUCAAUAAUCUCAAAUUUUGAAAAAUCGUCUUUUGAGGCUUAUUUUGCUGGUGUCAAGAACAACAAGCCGCAGUACAACACGUACAACUACAUGACGAACGUUUCUGCUUGCGAUUCCUCGGCGCCAAAAUGCCAAGUUCCAGCCAUUCCCCAAUGCGACAACACUUGCGAGUUCGUUCCCUCUUUUCAGUUAUAAAGGAAUCCAAAUUCAUUCUCAGGUUCGUGAUAUGCGAAUCUGUGCCAGCGGGGCUGCAGUUUGAUCCAAAAUACAAAAAGUUCAACAGCACGACAAACUGUUGGAUGAGACUCAUGGGUCCGUUCCGAUAGAAAAAAUCAGACAGAUUCCCUUCUAGAAGAAGCCAAGAAGGACAUUCUCAUCGGAAGCUACUACUGGAGCCUUCUCGUCCAAGACACCGGCGAUGGCUACACCGUCGAUCCGACUGGAACUUCAGCUGAUGUUCGGAUGCGAAAUAGACAAAAAUAAAGGAGAUUUUAAGGGAAAGUUGAUCUAUGACACGAUCCAGUCGACAGCGGCGCGAGGGAUCGAUAUUCGAGUUGCUCAGGCCUAUGAAAAAGGAGGUUUCGCCGCCAGAAUCGUGUUCUCUAGAGCAAAAAAGUUGACAGGUUAUCCUGAAACAGCUGACCUGGCGAAAAAUUCAAACGGAAAGAUUCAAGUCCGUUCACUGGACUUUACUCAAUGGUUAGAAAUCGUAAAAUUCAACUGAAAAAAGUAAAUGAAGGUAUCCUGGCGGCAUUUUGCACGCCAAAUCGUGGGUUGUCGAUGGGAAACACAUUUAUAUCGGAUCGGCCAAUUUCGACUGGCGAUCUUUAACCCAGGUUCACUCUUGAAGUUUUUCAGAGAAAAAAAUUCUCAGGUAAAAGAGCUUGGCGUGGCUGUUUUCAACUGUCCAUGUGUCGGGGAAGAUCUUCAAAAGUUGCUUGAAAUCUAUUGGACGAUGGGAGCCCCAGGAGCGAAGCUUCCGCAGCAGUGAGUCUUCAAUUUAUUUAAAGAUAACGGAAAAAUGAAUGAGAAGACAGAAAGAGGAAUAAAAAUGCAAGGAACUCAGAUGGCCGGACGAGUUUUCUACGGGAGCCAACUCGAAGACUCCAGGAAGUGUCCCGCAGCCAUCUGGCAACCAAGCCGUUUACAUCUCUGUGAGAAGGAAAACCAUUUUUCUCGAUUGAUUAAUCUCUUUCUAGGCUUCUCCUCCCGGAUUCCAAUCUUGCGGUAGAGAAGAUGACCUGGCAGCCAUGAUAAAAGCAAUAGAUGGCGCCAAUGUAGAGCAUCGAAAUCAGUGAACACGAAAUAUUCGAUCAUUUCUAGGAAUACAUCAACAUGGCCGUGAUGGACUAUUCUCCGUCAACUUUAUACCUAAAGGGGAACAAGUUAGUUUAAAAAACAUGUAUGAUCUUUUUGACAGUUUUUCAAAAAAACAUGAUAUUUAAAAACAAAUCAGAAAAUAAUUAAUUUCCGAUGGGAACCGACUCUGGACACGGCCAUCAGAAGAGCAGCGUUCGAAAGAGGAAUCAGAGUGAGUUUCGUUUUUUGAAGGUCUUAAAACUCGAACUUUCCAGAUCCGUUUUCUUCUAUCUCGAUGGCCGCACACCUUCAAGGAGUUCUACGCCUACAUGUACUCUCUCCAGGACAUCAGCAACACUUUACCGUGCAUUUCAUAUGCAAACUCAAGUAGGAGAACGAUUUCUGAGUUAAAAGUUUCUCUGGUGAAAUAGGCUGCCAAAAGAAAGGCUCGAUAGAAGUGAGGCUGAUCCAAGUGCCGGCGAUGCAGUACGGGGCGAUUCCCUACGCGAGAGUCUACCACAACAAAUACUUCACUACAGAAACCACGUCCUACGUCGGUUCGUAGAUCAUCAGAGUUUAUCUUUUUUUUGUUGGUAUAACUGAGAUUUUUCACCCCGGAGCACGCUUUUUGAGAAAAAAUAUUGAAACAACUUCUGAUAUGUCAUGCAUAUCUUAAGCCAAAAUUUUUUUCAGAGCUUCUGUGAAUCAAAAUUUCAGUUUGAAAAUUAAAAAAAAAAUGCAAACCCAGGUACCUCGAACUGGUCGCCGGACUACUGGGACUUCACUGCAGGAAUCGGACUGGUGCUGCGGGCCGAAGACGUCUCAUUGACGUCACCGAUCGUCGCCGACCUCAACUCGAUCUUCGAACGCGACUGGAACUCCAACUACACGAUUCCCCUCAGCUUCUUCGACAAUUCAGGCAACAAUGUCACUCAUUUGGAUCUGUAA
Caenorhabditis auriculariae is the source of this 2352-nucleotide messenger RNA. NCBI's taxonomy places the organism in Eukaryota, Metazoa, Nematoda, Chromadorea, Rhabditida, Rhabditidae. The record is from the annotation of a GenBank genome assembly.